Molecule: messenger RNA, 3303 nt
Organism: Eimeria maxima
Lineage: Eukaryota; Apicomplexa; Conoidasida; Eucoccidiorida; Eimeriidae
Exons: 3
Coding region: 1-3303 (1100 amino acids)
Biological process (GO): regulation of transcription by RNA polymerase II
Cellular component (GO): SWI/SNF complex; nucleus
Molecular function (GO): transcription coregulator activity
Source: RefSeq, a predicted model, not a curated record
AUGUUUAGCCGAGACUUGAGGUUUAGGCGGACUCUUGCCCCCUUCACUACUCAUCACUUUAGCGGCAGCAACACCAGCGAAACAUGCUGCAGCAACGACGAGAGUUGCAACAAUCUCCGGCAUCCCUUCGGUUCUGUUAAGAAGGGAGGAUUGCCCAAGAUCGACAGGCCGCCUGCUGCUGCUGUUGCUGGCUCUUGUACGACAGCAGCUGCUGCUGCAGCCGCAGCUGCUGCUGCUGUGCUGCAGCCACGCCAACUGCUGCGCGCUCUCCCGUUUUUGCCACCGCAUCAGAUCGGCGUUUCUCUGCAGCAGCUGGGGAGACACCGGAGAAGGCUGCCGCAGCAUUUCUGGCUUGCUGCUGCAGAGACGCUCUUGAGGGAGGAGCAGCCUGCUGCUGCAACAGCGGCAGCUGCUCUUGAACACACAUACAUCAGCCACCUCGGCAAACCUCAACAGAUACAGCAGCAACAGCAGCAGCAGCUACUGCUGCAGGCUCCACCUUCCCGCUGCAACGCAAACUGCAGCAGCAAGAGCAACAGCGGUGGAUCCCUUUUGUCGCAAUUGCAGCCGGAGCACUGCAGCACAAUCUCUAAUGCGUUUGCUGCUGCAGGGAGGCCUCAUCCCCGUCUCUUUGCUGCUCUCAAUGAAAGAUUUGCAGUAGCAGCAGCAGCUGCUGCUACGGCGGCAGCUGCAGCGAAUGGUGCUAGCGCUGCGGCUGCUCACUCCAGCGGGGUAAGGGCAGGGGGAGGUGCUGCAGCAAGCGCAGCAAUGGCAGCAGAGGCGGCAGCAGCGGAAGCAGCAAGGCUGCAUCCGCGGCACGUCUGUGUCCAUUUCAACGCCCUGGGCAACCUGAGAAUGCGCGAAGCCGCUCUGCACUUCAUUCAGGUGCUGGACAGCAGCAGCAGCAACAGUGGUGGUGUGUGGCCUUCCAUCAUUGCCAGCAGCAGCGGGUGCGACCUCUCGAUGCUGUUUUCUGCACUUGCGAAGCUGCACAUACACCCGGGGAUGCUGCUGCAGCGCAUGCUGCAGCGGUUGCGACAGCUGCUGCUGCAGCAGGUGCUCCAGUACCCAAGACACCACGAAGGGCAGCAGCAGCGGGAGCAAAAAAAGCAAAUGGAGCAGCAGGUGCAGCAGAAGCAGCAACAGCAGCAUGCACUGGAUGGCCGCAGCGCUGCAAACAUAUGGGCUGCAAUGGCGGAGCUGCAAAGCUCGGUGCAGCAGCAGCAGCUGCUGGUGCUGCUGUUGCUGCUAAGUGAUGUGCUGCGUGCUCACAUCCUGGCUGGAGGACUGACUGCACUUGAGGUGGCCCUUGUAGCAAAUGCAGCCCCCAAAUUUACCCAGCAGCAGCAGCAGGUUGGUUUGCUGCAGCAGCAGCAGCAUUUCCACCAGCUUCUGCAUGCAAUCGAACGCCAUGUUCGAGAGUUCGGGCGUCUGUACACCUCACAGGGGCUGACCCUUGUGCUGCAUUCCUUCGCCCGACUACAACAGCCGUCCCCACUGCUAUUUGCUGCUGCUUCGCCGCUGCUGCUGCAACUUCUGCCGUCGUUCAAAGCCCAGUGCUUCGCUGCUGCUGCUUUAGCCUACAGCAGCAGCACCUGCUGCCUUCCACAGCAGCAGGUGCGAGCGCUCCUGCUGCGCUUCUGCAACGAGCUGGAGGCCCGCGCAGCAAUCGCAGCAGCAGCAGCAGCAGCAGAGCCACUGCCUGGUUUUGCUGCUCAACAAGUAUGCGGAAUUCUUGGGGCUUUGGCGCAUGCAGGCUGCUGCACGGCGGGGGCCUUUGAGGCUCUAUGCUGUCAGCUGGUGCUGCUGCAACAAAAGAAGAUGCUGCUGCCUCGUGAUGCAGCUGAAGCAGCUGCAGCUAUGGCGGCCCUGCAGCUGCUGCAUGCGCCUCUCCUAAGAGACCUCGUCUCUGCUGCUGCUGCUGCUGCAGCAAAUUAUUCUCCCCAAAACAUAACCAAACUCCUCUGUGCAGUGGCGCACUUCGCUGGAAACGGCAGCGGCAGAACAAAUUCUGCUGCUACUGCUGUAGGGAACGGUAAUGCGGCAAGUACAAUAUGGCGGGAGGCGGGGACUCGACUCGCUUUUGCUGCUGCUGCGGCGGCAACUGGAACAGCCCCAAGUGCUGUUGCUGCCGCUGCUGCUCAUUUGCCUGAGGAAUGGCAACCACCAGCAGCGGCGGCAGCACACGUUCAGGCAGAGUGGGACGCAGAUGCAGCAUGCAGGUUUCUCCAAGGCUGCUUCAUGCUGCAGCUUGAUGCGCCGAAUAUAACCGAAUGGGCCUGGAGAGUUGCAUUUCACAGCAGCAAACCGCCGACCCUUUCAGCUGUUGCUUCUGCUUUGAGUUUCUUUGCAAAGUCACAGAAUCCUCUUCAACAUCACGAAACGCUGGCAGUCAUUCGUGCAGCCAUAGCAGCUGCAGAUUUUGACCUGAAAGCAGCAGCAACUGCUGCUGCUGCAACUUCGAGACUAACGGCAGCCCUGGGGAAUACGUCAGUUAUAGCUGCUGCACUGGUGCGCCUGUCUGUUAACAGUAGCAACCCACACAUUCUUCAGUUGCUGCUGUUUUCUCGUGCUGGGCCCAUGCUGCAGCAGCAGCAGCAGAUACUGCAGCAGCAACAACAGCGGACCCAGCAACAGCAGCACCAGCGUUGUGCCGGCAUGCAAAGUCUAGCGCUCCUUGUUCUAUCCUGGGGAGCAGCCUCUAUCCAUGUGUCAAGACACUGCUACACCGCAGCAGCAGCAGCAGCAGAUAUACGGUUCCUGACGCCUAUCGUGUUCUUGCUGCAGCGGCAGCAGCAGCAACACCAGCAGCAGGAUACACCAAGGGACAGCAGCAAAGCUGCAGCACGCCAGCUGCUUCUGGGGGUUGCUUGUUGGUGGCAUGCGCAUGCUGCUGCUGCUGUUGCUGCAACGGUACCCAUUCAGCUUCUUCGGCUGGCGCUGCAAAUCGUCCGGAUCACAGAGGCUGUUUGCAAACCCUCCUUGGUGGCUACGCAUCAGCAGGAGCCGCAUGAGCAGCAGCGGGAGGAUCGGCAAGAGCAGCAGUUUGUGCAGCAGCAAAAUGACGUUUGUGAUAUCAGAGCCACAGAUGAAGAGACCUCCGAAAUGCACGUCCAGGUGUCUGCUACUUUGGCUUCAACUCUAGCGAAGCAGCGGCGGCAGCAGCAGCAACAGCAGGAGAGAUUUCCUCACUGGCAGCUCCUUGUGGAACACCAAGUUGGCGUCUACCGCAUCGACUUGCUGCUGCUCGCUAAACACCAAACAAGUACGCAGCUAGCUAGUAGCUGGCUGGUGGCCGGCUAA